Molecule: messenger RNA, 2633 nt
Organism: Drosophila willistoni
Lineage: Eukaryota; Metazoa; Arthropoda; Insecta; Diptera; Drosophilidae
Product: trehalase
Exons: 3
Coding region: 61-2532 (823 amino acids)
Biological process (GO): trehalose catabolic process
Molecular function (GO): alpha,alpha-trehalase activity
Source: RefSeq, a predicted model, not a curated record
GUUCAUUUAGACAUUUACACUAAAACACACCAAAUUUUUCGUUGGGGGAACAAUACUAAAAUGGCUGCCGCCCAAAGCUGUGAAAAUGGUCCUCAGUCUUCGUCAGUGGGGGGCGAAAACAGGAAUGUCUAUACCAAAGGCCUCUUAUUGGAGACGGUACAAAGAUCGAAUAUGUUUCCCGAUUGCAAAACCUUUGUGGAUAUGCCAAUGCGUUAUCCACCUGAACGUAUUCUUGGAGAUUUUGAACUGUUCAGCAAUUGCCGCCGUAAUGAUGGCUCAUUAUAUUUUCUGCAAAUGUUUGUCGAAAAACAUUUUGAUCCUAAAGGAUCUGAGCUAGAGAAAUUCACACCCACCGAUUGGAAAUCGGAACCACUGUAUGCUGAUAAAAUUUGCGAUAUUGAGAUGAAACAAUUUGGUUAUAAAUUAAACGAACUAUGGAAAGAGUUAUGUUAUCGACUUAAAGAUGAUGUCCAACGUAAUCCUGAUAUGUAUUCCUCGAUCUAUGUGCCCAAUCCGUUUAUAGUUCCUGGAGGAAGAUACACAGAGUUCUACUACUGGGAUUCAUAUUGGAUAUUACUUGGACUCCUUGCUAGUGGAAUGCAUCAAACGGCCAAGGGAAUGAUUGAUAAUUUUCUUUAUCUAAUUAAACAAUAUGGCUUUAUACCAAGUGGAGGAAGGAUCUAUUAUUAUGGACGUUCUCACCCACCGCUGUUGAUUUACAUGAUGAAGGCCUAUGUUGAUGUAACAAAAGAUGAAGAAUAUGCCAUCAAAUCUUUGCCUCUGCUCGAAACUGAAUUUAAUAACUUCCGAGAGAGACAUAAAGUGGAAGUUCAGGGUUUUACCAUGUAUCACUAUCAGGAUUUCUCAACGGGUCCUCGUCCAGAAUCGUUUCGCGAAGAUAUUGCCCAUUCUGACGGCCUUUGCAAUGAGUCGUUAAAGGAAGAAUAUUUCUCGGAAAUAAAAUCAGCAUGUGAAUCGGGAAUGGAUUGCAGUUCCAGAUGGUUCAUUAAUGAAGAAGGAACUAAUCAGGGUACUUUAACAGAUACCAAAACUCGUUGCAUAGUUCCGGUCGAUUUGAAUUCCAUUCUGUUUCGCAGUGGCAAAAUGUUAUCUGCAUUUUAUAGCAAAGCAGGAAAUACCGCAAAGGCUGAAGAGUAUCAGGAUAUAGCUUGCGAUUUGGCCAAGGCCAUUCGAGAUGUUUUGUGGAAUGAGGAAUGUGGCAUUUGGUUGGACUACGAUCUGGCGAACCAAAAGCCAAGACCAUAUUUUAGUGUCUCUAACUUUUUUCCCCUUUGGACCAGAGCUUUUCCCAUAGUGGAUAGAGAGAAAAUAGCCAGCUCUGUAAUGGCUUACAUUAAAAGCAAUCAGUUAGAUGAGUUUCUUGGUGGAGUACCAAAUACUUUGGUCAAUACGGGUCUUUCAUGGGAUUAUCCUAAUGUUUCGCCUUGUAUGAUGUUUGUCUUGAUUGAGGGACUGGAGAAUUUGUGUACUCCCGAGGCUACGGCCUUGUCCCAGCGUUGGGGCCAUCGUUGGAUCAAGUCAAACUAUGAAGCUUAUAGAAAAGAUGGUCAUAUGUUUGAAAAGUAUAAUUGCGAAAACUUUGGAUUAAAGGCGGCAUGCCCUAAAGUUGAGACUCAAACUGGCUUCGGUUGGACUAAUGGAGUUGUCAUAUAUUUCCUCUCGAAAUACGGUAAUGAAUUGUGUUUGACAGACACCAGCGAUGGAUCUAAACCAAAAGUCAGUGCACCAGUGAAGAAAAAAAAUCUUAUUAUUACCAGCGAAGAUCAUAUGCAGCUACAGGCCAAAGAUUCUUGUGAUUGUGAAGAUAACGAAAAAGCUGCUCUAUCGAGUCCUGCAUCAAAAGGAGCGGACAGUUCCGCUUUUUAUACUCCAAAUUCGGAUGACUGUCUGCAAUGUCCGAGUGAGAAAUCACAAAGACCCAGUGUCGUUCGUUUUCCGCCUAGUGGCAGUCAAGAACAAGAAUGUACAAAUAAGGAUAUUGCUAUUGGUCAAAUUCCAUGCCCAGCAGCCAUGUCAAAGCAAUCCAGCGCAACUGCAAGAUCCGCUCAAAUUUGUCAAUUUUGUGGCAGAAUGGUGCGCCCGGAAAAUAUUGAUCAGCAGCAGACCGGAUGUUAUCCAGAAGAUGAAUCACCAAUGCAGCAACAACAGUCGAUUUGUCCUUGUCAAAGUGAAGCGGCUGCUACUGAACAACAGGAUAAGUCAACUUCGCCAUAUCACGAGGAUCAGCCACAACGACAACAGCAGUACCCAUUGCGACAAGACAAAUCCACUUGCGUUAGUUCACACCAAGAUCAAGCAAAGAUGCAGCAAAUGGCGUCCAAGUGCGCAAAUAAAGUCACCGGACCAUGUGUGCCAUGUAAUGGCUCUGCAACGGAUAGUACCCAACCCGAGCAAACAUUUGUGAGCAAACAAUUUCCACUGGCUGAUCCAAAGAGCAUGGGAUUUGGUCUGUGCUCGGAUCAGGAUGCGUUACCAAGCCAGUCUAAGCCCCAAGAAAAGGAAUCCCUCUGAGACAGAUCUAAGCAAAUUUAAAUUGCGUCCAACCCACAUUGAGAGCAGAACAAUUCACAUUUAAAUAAAGUUAAAAUAACGGCAGCCAAAAAAAAAUGAAA